UCGAUCAUGGCGUCGACUAUUGUGUAUCGGUGCAUAUAGAUAUGUGAUUGUUGCUGAUUUCGUUCAGCGCGGAUUCAAUUAAAUCACUUGUGUACCUUUCAAAAAGACGUGCGUGCAAGAUUUCACAAAUGCUGAAACAAUUGCAAAUGGGCCUUCGCGCGUUUUUACUCCUAGCGUCAAGAGUAUGGACCUGUAUUUGUUUCUUACUGAAGAAACAGGUUAGAGCAGUAUCUCAAUACAUGUUGGUUAUCACCAGUGAACGAGUGCCAGCAAAUAUAUUAUCAAUCCCCACAAUACGGAAACAGGUUGUACAACAUCAACCAGUCAAGUAUGAAAUUUUCCCGCUAUCACCUUUAUCCAGGCACAGGCUCAGUAUUGUAAAACGUAAAGUACUAGUAUUAGAUCUUGAUGAGACAUUGAUUCAUUCACAUCAUGAUGGUGUGGUUAGACAAACAGUGAAACCUGGUACUCCACCAGAUUUUGUGCUUAAAGUUACAAUAGACAGACAUCCAGUGCGAUUUUUUGUCCAUAAGCGACCACAUGUGGACUUCUUUCUGGAUAUUGUAUCACAGUGGUAUGAGUUGGUUGUAUUCACUGCCAGCAUGGAAAUAUAUGGAGCAGCAGUGGCAGAUAAAUUAGAUAAUAAUCGUGGCAUUCUACAGCGACGAUUUUACAGGCAGCAUUGCACACCUGAUUUGGGCAGCUACACAAAGGAUCUCUCUGCAAUAUGUGGUGACCUCUCCAGUGUUUUUAUCCUGGACAAUUCUCCAGGAGCAUACAGGGCAUACCCAGAUAAUGCAAUUCCAAUUAAAUCGUGGUUCUGUGAUCCAAUGGAUACAGCUUUGCUGAACCUAUUGCCAGUACUGGACGCAUUACGUUUCACCCAGGAUGUUCGAAGUGUGCUUAGUAGGAACUUGCAUCUUCACCGCCUAUGGUAACACUUAGGUGCUCCUGAGGGUCCUGUUUAGUUGCUCAUUUUAGGUCCACUUCCCUCACCUGACUACAUGGAAUAUGAUGUUACUUUGUGAUGUGAGACAUUGGAAGUUUGUUUACCAAUGUUCCAAAAUAUACAUUGUAUGAGUGGUGAUUACUGAAGCCGUUGUUGAAUUUCAUUGUGGUGAAAUAUGACUUUUAUCGACUAAAAGUGCAGUAAAAUACUUUUUAUAUUGAAAAUUUGUUUUACAUGUCAGAAUGUUAAUGGUAAAAAUCCUAUCUACAUUACAAGUAGUGAGAGAGCUUUCUCUCUCUCUCUCUGUCUCGUUUCUUCAAUUACGAUGCCAUCAAUGGACUUGUGUUUAAUGUCACAAAAGAACUUACCUGCUGUGAUGCAUCUUCAGUGUCUAUCUGGCAGUGAUAUUGCCAGCAACACAAUGUGGAUAAUGUUUUAUUGUAGAUGAAAAUGACUUGUUAGCGUGCACGUAGACAGGGAUUUCUGUGUGAGUGAGUUAUUUUCAGAUAAAGGCCUCGGUAAGUUGAGAAUUGAGUUGAUUACUUAAUUUGAAAGUCUGACUGUGUGUACUUAUGUGCAUCAACAUUGUAAUACCACUUAAACAUUUUUAUCUGAUUGAACAGUGUAUAUCAAACCAGUGAUUUAUUGUAUAUGAAACCAGUGAUUUACCACAACUGAUAUUUCUGGCCCCCAUCUGUUGUAUUACAGCUUCAUAUUUGAUAUAUACCCUCACUCUUUCUAUGUUAAGGUUGUGUUGACUGUUACUGUGGCCCAAGUAAAGAGAAAAUGGAUUUCUGUUUAUAUUGAUGUUAAUAUGUACCAAAAAUGUCAUUGUAUCUUUUUGCCAGUGAAUUUUGUGUAAAUGCAAAAGAGAAAGAAAGUAAACUAAUUAUAUUUUGUGUUCACAUGAGCUUAAUAACUGGUUCCAUUUGCUUUUGCUUCAGUUUGCAGUUGAAUGUGUGUGUAUUUAGAAUCAUUACUUGGUAGCUUUGAGUGUGAAGUUUUAUUCUAAUUUUUAUUUUUCUUUAAUGGCAUUUUUGUUGUGUUAUUUCUUCAGUAGGCAGUUAUAUAAAAAAAUCUAGAGCAUUCUAAGUAAUAUUAUGUGGGGGUAAACAAAAGCAGCCUUGAGACAUAUAAAAUGGGAAACAGUAGAAAUGUAUGUGGGGUCAUUUCAAGAUUUCCAGGCAGUGAGGCAUGUCAUGAACAGAGUAUUUCCUUUUAAUCUGUUGACAAGACAAUGUACUAGGAGACAAGCCUUUUCCUCAAGCAGUUUUUGUAGUUUCAGAAUAAAGAACGUGUUGCUUGUCAUCUGCGUCAUUUUCAAAAAGAAGUUUUUACUUUGAAACAAGACCCUCUACUCUGUUUUAUCCCAUGGCCAGAAUUCUGUCUGUGAGAGGAGUGCUACAAUGUGUGCCCUGUGCAAUAAUUUGUAUUCUGUCUUUUAGUCUCUUGAAACAUUAGUAUUUAUUUUUUUCUUAAAUGGUCCCUAAUUAAUGCCAUGAUGUUGAAGUAAGUUGUUCUUUGUCCUACUUCAUUUCUGGCAUUACAGCUCCUCUUUGCCUUGAUUUUUUUAAAAUGUGUUUCUUUCUCAAUAGUAUUCCAUCUCCUAGAGAAUCUUGUAAGGGCAUUUUCAUACUAAUCUCUGUAAUAUAGUGCUCAUUUUGAGAUAAGGUUUUCCUCUUCCAAGGUAUGUCAAUGUCACAAUAAAAUAUAGCCCAAAGAAGCCUGUGAAGUAUUCUAAUAAAUAAGUUUGGAUUUUAAAUUCCAAUACUAAAUAUUUUUAUGUUGUUAAAGCAGCAGCCUAUGUGUGGUUAACUUGUGACAGUAUAUUUUUAUAGUUCUAUUACUUUUCAUCUUUAUACAGUCAUUAUACAAAAGCUCCAGAGUAAAAUGGUAUAAUAUCUAUUGGUAAAUGAAACUGUACUUGAUUUUUAGAUGGUACCUCCAUUCCCAAAUACCUCAUAUUGUUACUGACCAUUCCUUGCUGAUUUUGGGAAACUUAGUAUCUUCUGUGCAUAAUGAUAGAAGCACUUUCCUAUUCCAUUUCCUUUUUUUGUAUUCUCUGGAGUAGUGCACUGAACAUUUAUAAAUAUCAGUUGUGGUAUUCUUAGAAAAUCAUCUUCAUCACACACAGAACAGUGGAAUGCUUUUCAUGGUCACGUUAUAGCAGGCAUGGUUAUGUUUCUGUUGUCUGUAUAGAUAUGUAUUGCAUAAGUACAUGAUCUCUUUGUAUAUAAUGUUCCAAGAUGUUACAUGAAUAUUUAUUUAAAUUUGUGACAUUUCAGCUGUAAAUAAAUCAUACUGGGUUGGAACAUAGUAGCAUAUAUUAGUGUAAUUUAUUAUGUGACAAAAGCAUAUAAUGUAUUUGAAGUCGUGUUUGACUUUGGAUUUGUUAUUUAAAGCACAAUUUUUUAAUGUAAAUGUCCUUUCCCUGUAUUAGAUACUUUCUUUCAUUAAUCUCAUGGUGCUCAUUCAAGUACUAAACUUAAGGAUGUGAUGUUUUUCAUGAUCUAGUCAACAGGAUAAUAAAUAGUCCAUUCAGUUUUAUACACAAUCUAAAUCUUUGUUUUACGAGCAGCUUGUCAUCUUAAUGCAUUGUUACCUUGACAUGGCAGAUCUUCUUUCAGUAUUUGCUACAAGGUGCUGAAACUGAAUAUGGAGAGGCUAAAAAAGUAGUAAGAAACAGAGGAAAAUCUUACAACUGUAGAGGCUGGAAAAGUUACACACACUGCAGAUUUAAGAAAGAAUAUGCUGAACUGCCAUUCACCCUGCCCUCUUACCCCAUCCUCUACCACAGGCUAUCCGAAACAAAUCCAAAGCUUUUUCACAAGUAGCAGCAAAGCUGCCUUUCAUCACCAUCCUGUAGUUUAUCUUUUUGUUCACAGAUUGAUGUUUGGUAACAAAUAUAUCACUACUAUGACCUAUUUUUCAUUUUAUCUGUUUUAUAUCUUUGUGCUGAUGUAAUGCAUUAUACUUCACAUGACAUUUGAAUCUUGUAUAAAUUCAUAAUCCUUUGUUAAGUAACAUAUUACACUUACAAUGUUUAGUGCAGGCGAGAAGGUUCAUGAGAAACCAAUAUUUGCCCUCCCAUUCCUUCCAUUAUUUGGAGAUUACUUCCUGUUGUUUGUCAUUUCUUGAAGAAAAAUGCAAAAUAUGUUUGAAUGCUAUUUUUCUCUGUAAACCCCUCAGGCCUCCCUGAGUUGCAGCAUAGAUCCUGUAUCAGUGGAAUUUUUAUUCACAGUACACAGAUAAUGUUGCACUGUGAAGAAUAAGUUUAUGGCUCUCUCUUAGUUCACUGCACAGGCCUACCAUGUGUUACUUGUGAAAUGAUUUAGGGGCUAACUUAAGAAUUUCUUUUAGCAUAGCUUUUUAAAAUAAUAUUGAAACUGGCACAAAUUAUGUGUUGUCAUCUUACGUUUGCGUAAGUGGGAUUGAAGCAUUUCUAAUUUGGAAUUUAACUUAGGGUGAAUCCUUUUUCAUUGAUAGUAAUAGGUUAGUAGCGUUUUGAUUUGUAAAUGUGUCCUGUGUCAAAGUUACCAGGUUAAAAAGUAAAAUUCUUAUGUAAAUACAUGUAUUGAAUUACCCUGGUGCUAUAAUGAAACGUGUGUAUCUGUACAAUGACCAGAUGAUGGCUUGAUGUAUUUCUUUGCAUUGUAACAUCUUUUGACAAGUGAUCUUCAGCUAAAUAGUAUUCAUGUAUUAGAGCCUCAGAUAAAAGUAUUUUCUGUCAUAUCACUGGAUGUUGUAUGAUCAUUCAUGGAUAGUAGUGUGCCCUCAAGCAGCAGAAAACUGUAGUAGAUGUGUGGUCACACUUUAAAAUGUUCAAAAGACACUUGUAAAUGAUAAAGUGUAACAUACCGGUGGUUUUCUUUUUCCAUUAUCUCGGAAUAGCCUUUUGGCUGUCACUUUCUAUAAAGAGUACAUUUCCUUUGUGAUUAUUGGGUUAGUGUUUAAUUUACUGCCUUUGAUAAAGACUGGUAAAUAAAGGAUUUUUUUUUUCUUAUUCUUUCUUGUGCUUCACUAGCAUAGAUUCAGUAUAAAUUUAUACUGUAGAUCUAGAAGUUAAAUCAUUGCAUUUUAGAUUUUCCUGCAACAUGCCUAUGUGCCCCCCCCCCCCCUCUCUCUCUCUCUCUCUCUCUCUCUCUCUCUCUCUCUCUCUCUCUCUCUGACAAAAUUGUUCUAUACCCUUUACCGUCAGUUUUAUUCUGUAUUUUGUGCCCCUUCUUGUCUUCCUCCUGCAAAACGUAAGAUCAUGCAUUAUGUCUCAUGUCAUGAUACCCAUGCAUGGAAUCUUACAAUUUGGCAGUAUUUGUUUGUAAUUUCAAAUAAUGUACUGUUAGGUCCUGCAUCAAAGUUGGUCAUUCAGAAGUGCUUGUCCAUAUACAGGCAGAUGUUUGAGGCAUGAGCAUGAGCAAAACUGUCAAUGUGCUAGACAUGGUCCUACAGAGUGUGCAGUCAAACUGUGCUGUUUCAUUUAUGCCUGAGAGUUCAAAGUCAUUGUCCUUAGUUUUGUCAAAUUAUAAUACUGACACUUUGUUACACAUUUUAGAAACAGUAUUUGAUUUUCUAUUUGCAUAACACUUUUUUAUAUUGUUAAGUCACAGUAGGUGCUGUGGUGAGCUAACAUUUUUGUAGUUAUUAUUUGACAUUUCCUUUAUAUGGCAAAAACGAAGACAGUAUAUUGAACUGUGUGGAACUUAGCUCCAGACAGUUGGAGGUAUAAGUACAAGCAGAAACAUUUUGUAACACUGGAUUACACUCUAGCUCUGCAUAAAACUGUAAAUUUGUAAACAACUUUGUGUUAAGUUAUACUGGAUACAGAUAUCUUCUGUAUAAUUUGUAAAGUUUGAGAAGUAAAUUGGAGAAAUAUAAA
Molecule: messenger RNA, 5822 nt
Organism: Schistocerca piceifrons (Central American locust)
Lineage: Eukaryota; Metazoa; Arthropoda; Insecta; Orthoptera; Acrididae
Product: CTD nuclear envelope phosphatase 1 homolog
Molecular function (GO): protein serine/threonine phosphatase activity
Source: RefSeq, a predicted model, not a curated record